UAGGCCUGAAUCCAAAUACUCACCCGUCCUACUACUUCCCAUACGAUGGGAAACUUUACGUUUUUCCCUUUUCUGCUUUGAAACUGUAAAAGGCUAGUGCCCAGUAGCUAUAUCGAGCAUUAUGCAUGAACAACAGCUUUGAUAAUUCCAGAAGAAACUGGUAACUUUUAGCCCAGAAGCCUGAUGGGUUCUCAUGCCAAGGCAUGGCUCGUUGAAGACGAGAGUGCAAGAGAAAUGUUAGACAGGGUCCUAACGGAGCGCCCCUUCUUGCUUCUUCCCCCACUUCACAGGGUCCCUCUACGUGUCGGUAACGUUGUUGAGCUUGUAGGCCCUUCUUCUUCUUCGAAAACCCACAUCUUAAUCCAGGCUGCCAUCACUUGUAUACUUCCCAAGCUGUGGAAAGGGGUCAGUUAUGGUGGAUUGGGGCAUUCCGCAAUGUUCAUUGACUUGGAUUGUCGAUUUGACGUUUUACGUUUCUCGGAAUUGCUAAACCAUAGAAUCAUGGAAGCAGCUAAUGGAUCAAGCAGUAAAGUAGGUUGUCACCAAAAGGAUUCUGAAGCUCAGUUUGAAAGAAUGAAACCUUAUAAUGAGGAAUUGUUUGCUUUAUGCAUGAAACGGUUUUUGUACAUCCGUUGUUAUGACAGUUCUGAGUUUCUUGCGACUCUCAAGACAUUACACUAUCGGCUUCAAAAGGAAAGGGAAGUACAUGGUGUUAAUGUUCAUUUGCUGUUGAUUGACAGCAUUGGAGCAUUUCACUGGGUAGAUCGUGGUUCAUCAUCUUUUCCACUGGAGUAUGAUAAUAGGAAAAGCUGGCAUCUCCAAAAUGUGUCUGAAGCUGUAGUUCAAGAGAUUAGAAGGCUCCUAUUAGUGCAUCCCAUGCUUGUGAUGGCUACCAAAGCAGUUGUCUUAGGCAACAAAUAUUCAACAAAUGAAUUAACGUGGAAUUAUAGAAAAUGGUCUGCAGUGGAUAACCCGUAUUCAAGAAAUAUAACAAGUAGUGAUCAGCAACUUCCAUAUCGUGAGUAUAUGCCCGCUGCUUGGCAGUCUUUUGUGACACACAGGAUUCUCGUACGAGCUACAGAUGAUGAUUUGGUUAAUGGUGAGCAUCAAAACAACUCCAUAUAUCUAUUAAAAUGGUUGCUGCCACCGCUGAAUUCCUUGGACAAAUUUACAGUGAGAGAUACUGGCGUGUUCAUCCUUUCUUGAACAUGUGUACUGGGAUGUAUGACUUACUAUAUGUUAGUGAAGAAGAGAAAGAAGAGCGAGUGAUGGAAAAUAUUGUAGAGAAAGGAAAGGAGAUGACGAAGAAGAGAAAAGAAACUGGUGAAGCCAGGGAAGUGAAAGUUCUAGCUAAAAAGAGAAAAAGUACUCAAAAGAAUCCUAGUUAUUUUUCAAAUGAGUAAAGUGAUUUAUGUGAUAAGUGUAUUGGUAUUGUAUAAAAAUCAUGGACUAAAGUGUCAAUGAUUAAUAGUUAGUUGUAGAAAAAAAAAAUCUUUUAAGAAUGUGUAAGCUGUUUCGGAAAAAACAACAGUAAGAGUGGCUCAACUUAGAAAGUUUACUAAAAAUUAUAGAAAUCGAAUUAGGGGUUGAGUCAAACCUAAAAUUGAAGCCUAGUGACUGGCGUUAUAUAUGUAUAUGUACAUAUAUAAGAAACAGUAUAAGUAAUGGAAUUGUAGAUUAUGAGAUAAAUAAA
Messenger RNA from Gossypium arboreum, 1693 nucleotides. RefSeq names its product DNA repair protein XRCC2 homolog. Gene Ontology annotation, cellular component: replication fork; Rad51B-Rad51C-Rad51D-XRCC2 complex. Gene Ontology annotation, molecular function: ATP-dependent DNA damage sensor activity; ATP binding; DNA binding. Bases 184 to 1206 code for a protein of 340 amino acids. Lineage: Eukaryota; Viridiplantae; Streptophyta; Magnoliopsida; Malvales; Malvaceae. Gene Ontology annotation, biological process: double-strand break repair via homologous recombination. The record is from RefSeq and is a predicted model, not a curated record. The transcript has 9 exons.